AAAACUGCUGCUCCAGGUCUGAGCCGGAGAUCUAAAGAGACACAUGUUUUGUUAAACAAAUAGGAAGAAGGCAUAAUUACAUUCUAUUCACUUAAAUGUUUUGACAGUCACUCACAAUACACUGUAACACAAGUUUUUUCGUCACCCCAUCCCUCGCGUAAAUAUCAAAACUGAAAGUCACGCAUUGGAGAGAUUCGAGCAGCGCGGACCUGCUUUAAACCGGAAUCAUGACGAGCACGAGCACCACAGCAGGGACAGCAGGUAAAAGGAGAAGCUUUGAAUUAGAACCUCCUAAUGUGUCUUUGAGCAUGGUGCUGGUGGGACAGACUGGAGCAGGUAAAAGCUCCUCUGGAAACCUCAUCCUGGGCAGAGAAGCAUUCGUAACCUCCAGGGGAGAGUCAUCUGUUCAUACAGGCUGCUGGAGAGAGACUGGAGAGGUGGCUGGGAGAGAAGUUACUCUGGUAGAUACUCCAGGACUGUUUAGUGUUACAGAAGAGAGUCUGAGACAAGAGAUCAGUACAUGUAUAAACAUGACUGCACCAGGACCUCACGCCAUCCUCCUGGUCAUUAGACUGGCUCCAGUUACCAAGCAGGAUGUACUGUCAGUGGAAAAGAUCAGAGCCUUAUUCGGAGAAGAAGCAAAUAAACGCACAAUCAUCCUCUUCACUCACGCUGAUGAACUGACCUGCUCUCUUGCGCAGUAUAUCAGUGAAGCUGGUGAGGAUCUCAAAGAAAUCCUGAGACACUGCGGAGGAAGAUAUCACGACUUCAACAAUAAAGACAUGCAUGAUCGAGUUCAAGUAGAGCAGUUGCUGAAGAUGGUAGAUGACAUGAUCACUGCUAAUGACACCAGUACGUCUCACUAGGACGUGUAGAUCAUGUUAAAUGACAAAUAAGGGAGAUGAGAAUAUGAGAAGAAACUACAAGACAAAGAGAACUGGAACAAAGCAAGCUUUAGACAGACUAUCACGUCACACAAUUGUGUCGUUAAAGGAGCGCUCUGUCCAUCUGUUACACGCACCUAUCACUCUAAACUGACCUGUCAAUCAUCUCCUCCACAUCUGAUUUCAUUUACUUUCCUACGCUUCUGGAGAGAAGAGAAGUAGCUGGUCUUUCAUGCGGAGAACUCUGCUCAUAUUUGCUGCAUAAUGAUGCAUUUAACAGUUAACGACCAAAUGGAUGUUUAUAAAAGUUCACAUUGCUGUUGCAGAUGAAAUAUAACAGGGAUAACAAUAAAUAAAUUAGGUUAAAUGUUGAUUAUUAAUAACUCAAACCCCUUUUGUAAACCUUUCUAACUGACCGUAAUGGUGCACAUCUGCCACAUUGUAGUUUAUAUAAUGCGUUUAAUACACGUUUGUAGUUCUGGAAUGAAUCCUUCACUAAAGAGCAAUGGAUUGUGGGUAAUUUUAGCCAUUAAAGUGUGCACGGAUCCACACUUCAAAAAUCAACCUGAAAUAGUAGACCAUCCGGGGACUUUAAGCAUACUCUUUAAAAAAUACUAUGCUUUAUACUAUUUCAGCUCUGAUGAAUCUGAUUCACUGAAUCAAGCAGGUCUCAGAAAGAAUCAGAAGAAUCAAGUUGAUCUUGUGUUCAGAUCAGUACAACACCUCUGAUUAAAGUUUACUGAUAAUGGUUCUGUAUUCUGUGUAAAUAUAAGGCACCUUCUGAUGUAAUAAAAAGAAAAACUGUG
Messenger RNA from Carassius gibelio (silver crucian carp), 1690 nucleotides. RefSeq names its product GTPase IMAP family member 9. The transcript has 3 exons. The coding region runs from base 228 to 866 and encodes 212 amino acids. Lineage: Eukaryota; Metazoa; Chordata; Actinopteri; Cypriniformes; Cyprinidae. Gene Ontology annotation, molecular function: GTP binding. The record is from RefSeq and is a predicted model, not a curated record.